AUGCGAGCCUUUACAACAACUCUGGGCUUCUUCAGCCUACUUACACUCUUUUUCCUACUCUUUGUAGAUGUUUCCCUUGCGCAGGAUCCGGAAUGUAGCGCCUCCAUCCCAUGCAAGGCUGGCUGCUGCUCUAAGUUUGGCUUCUGCGGCUAUGGCAAAGACUACUGCCAUAAGGACGUCUGCCUGAACAACUGCGACCGUCGGUCCGAGUGCGACCCCGGUGGCUUCGGCUCCGACUUUGCUGAAAACUCCAAGUGCCCGUUGAAUGUGUGCUGUUCCAAGCAUGGAUUCUGCGGCACGACCGACGAGUUCUGCGGCGACAAGAAAGUCAAUCGGCCCAAGUGCGACAGCCACACGCUUCAACGUGUCGUCGGGUACUACGAGGGCUGGGCGGCCCGUCGUCCCUGCAACGCCUUCCUGCCGGAGCAGAUCCCCGUUGGCGUCUACACGCACCUCAACUUUGCCUUUGCCACUAUUGACCCUUCCACCUACGAGGUCCGCCCGGCCUCGAGCGCGGACACGAAGCUGUACCGCCGUCUGACCUCCCUCAAAGACCGCGAUCCCGACCUCAAAGUGCUGAUUGCGAUUGGCGGCUGGACCUUUAACGACCCGGGCCCUACCGCCACCACCUUUUCCGACAUUGCUCGGUCCGAGACGGCGCAAAAGGCAUUUAUCAAGUCGCUGGUCAGCAUGAUGUCUACAUAUGACUUUGACGGCGUCGAUCUUGAUUGGGAAUACCCCCAGGCAAAAGACCGGAGCGGUCGCGAAGAGGACUUUGCUAAUUUUCCCAAAUUUAUUGCCAAUUUGAAGGCGGCCCUCAAGUCUAGCGGCAGGGACGAAGUCAGCCUGACGCUUCCUGCAUCCAUGUGGUACUUAAAACACUUUGACAUUGUCAAACUUGAGAAAGAUGUCGACUUCUUCAACAUUAUGAGCUACGACCUCCAUGGAACCUGGGACAAGGGCAACCAAUGGGUCGGCCCGUAUCUCAACGCACACACGAACCUCACUGAGAUUAAGCAGGCUAUGGACCUCCUCUGGAGAAAUGACAUCGACCCGGACAAGGUCGUGCUUGGCACUGGUUUCUACGGCCGUGCCUUUACAGCCACCAGCCCCAACUGCCUCGCUCCAGGCUGCACGUACGAGUCUGGUGCUCCUCGCCAGCCUUGCAGCAACGAGAUUAGUGUCAUGAUCCAGUCCGAGAUUGUCGACGUCAUGAAGAGAACCGGCAACAAGCCCACUUUGGACAAAGAGGCUGCAGUCAAGAUUCUAACCUUUGAUACCAACCAGUGGGUUGCCUAUGAUGACGAAGACACCUUCAAAUUAAAGGCAAAUUUUGCCCGCGAGCAGUGUAUGAGUGGCAUCAUGGUCUGGGCUGUGUCGGCAGACGUGUCUGACGGCAAGUACUCCAAGGCCAUUGGCUCGGCCGCCGCUCGCAAGUUCACCUCACUGCCCGGCAAGUUCUUUGAGCAGCCCGACGACGACAUGAUAACAACGACCACGAAGCAUCCUCAGUGCAAGUGGACCAACUGCGGUGAGAGCUGUCCUUCGGGCUGGGUCCGCAUGAUGCGCAACGACAAGGAGGCGCGCAAGAAUGAGUACCUAGUCGACGGCUCACACUGUCCCAGCGGCGUGCACGAGCUGUGCUGUCCGGCAGAGAACCCGCCAACCUGCGGCUGGUAUCAGCACAACAACGGCAAAUGCGACCCGACGUGUCCGCAAGGCACCGUCGAAGUCGGCUCCCUCAAGACGCACUGCAACAACGGCCGGUACCAGGCAGCGUGCUGCACCACCGGCGGGGACAGCAUGAAGCUCCACGACCAGUGCAGCUGGACCCAGUACCCCAUGUGCAUGCUCGGAUCCUGCAGCAGCGGCCAGGACGAGGUGGUGCGGUCGCCGAGCGGAAGCGGCAAUGCGCCGUGCAAUAUCGAGAUCUGGAACCACCCGUACGGGGACGGCACGAUCAAGAUCCAGGAGCGCAAGAUGUGCUGCACCCAAGAGGACAACAAGAAGUGGGAUGACUGCCAGUGGUACAACAACCUCGGUCCGGGCGGCGACGACGACAGAUACUGCCGCAGCGGGUGUCCGAGCGACCGCGUCCGCGUCGCCAUGGACGACACCUGGAACAAGGACGGCAACUUUGGAUGCACACGCGGCGCCCGCGCCAAAUGCUGCAUUCCAAAGUUCCAGAGCGUCGAGAAGCGCGACACGUCGCAGAACGAGGUCCUGCGCGACGCUCUCGAGUCCUUCCUGAACAACCCCAUCUGCUCCGAGAACGGCGGCGGCUGGACCUGGGGCUCCCUCGGCGCGCGCGAGGCCAACGCAUCCCUCCUCCUCCAUCCCUUGCCGCCCAAGCUCGAGGCGAGCUUGGCGCACCUGCGCAGACACGUCCGCGACCUGCCCGUCGACGCGACGCACUCUGGCCUGGUGGCGGCGGCGCUCCACGACACGUCGCUCGCGCAGCGGCAGAGCAGCUUCGGUAACUACGCGCAGGACGAGAUCAAGAACCUGGUGUACGCACUGCUGCUGGUGCGGGCGACGGUGCGCCAGACGCAGAUCUGGGACGGCCUGGUGCCGAACAAGUACCCGAACCUGCAGUGGUCCAAGGUCAAGACGUGGGUCAAGGACACCGAGGCGGUCGUCAAGUACGGCUACGACCAGCUGGCGUACCUCAUCACCUGCCACAUGGGCGACUUCAACGACUGGGUCGGCGGCGGCAAGAAGGACGAUUGCAAGUGCGACACGAGCUACUGCUGCCCCGACGGCGGCGACUGGUGCGCGUCUGAGGAGAGCGUGCCGGACGACAGCGGCAGGAAGGUGAAGAGGGAGAACGGCACGCUCCAGGGGCGCGAGGAGGAGGAGUAUGCCAGAAUAUUUGGUAGGGCCCCGGGUGGGAAGCGCCCAUACACGAUCAAGCUGCGGGACGGCACCGAGAUUGAGAUCGAGAGUGAGGAGUACUACCCUGCCACAAACAGCCACUGGUAUGCCAAUCAUCCGGUCUGGAACAAUGUGUACCUGUACCCUCGGGAGCGGUGUUUCGAGGUCGAGCCUCUGAUCUCGACAUGGACAAAGGGUAACGGAGGUCUUCACUACGAACACCUGAUCGAGCAAAACACCCUGGCGCGCUUCUUCAGUCACUACUCCUCUGGCACGCUGCCUUCGGGGCGCGCAAUGAGAACCCCGAGGUCCGACUUGCGUCUGACGGACUCGCUCCGAGCCCAGAUGACGAAUGCGCCCCCGGCUCUUGGUGGCGUGAACCUGGCCGAGCCAAUUCGAAGGCUGUUCAAUGCGCUGGGUUCACGGGCCAAUACGCAGUACGCAUCGUUUACUGUAGGUGGUAUGAACCUCGUCAAGUCGGCUCUCUGGACACAAGAUCAAACCUUUGGCUGGGCGAGGGAAUUCAUGAGUCCAGACAACUUAUCGCGGAACCUGCGCGAGUUCCGAACCGGUCUCUUUACCCAAAACAUUCGCAACGUCAUUGUCGCCAUCAACUACCUGCGCGACCCGGUCAUCUGGAACCGCAUCCUAGCCAUCAACUUUGACAUUCGCGACGAACUGCGCCGCCUGCAGACGUUUCACGAGCAGCGCACCGGCAGCACCGACUACGUCGUCUCCGCCUGGGACGAGUACUUUCGCGAUCACCUGCAGACGGUGAUCCGCUACACGCAGGGCUUCGUGCGCGACUGGGUGACGAAUGCGCGCAACGACUGGCGCGACAACAACGACGAGGACGUGAUCCAGUUCCUGGCCUUGAUGAGCACGCUGCUGAGACACGCCGAGGACCUUGAGCUCAACUACGAUGACCUUCCAAACUAG
This is a messenger RNA of Cordyceps militaris CM01, 3813 nucleotides long. RefSeq names its product class V chitinase, putative. The transcript has 9 exons. NCBI's taxonomy places the organism in Eukaryota, Fungi, Ascomycota, Sordariomycetes, Hypocreales, Cordycipitaceae. Gene Ontology annotation, biological process: carbohydrate metabolic process. Bases 1 to 3813 code for a protein of 1270 amino acids. Gene Ontology annotation, molecular function: hydrolase activity, hydrolyzing O-glycosyl compounds; chitin binding. The record is from RefSeq and is a predicted model, not a curated record.